AUGCUGAUCGAGAAUGGUGUCAAUAUGAACACAACAAGCUACAUGGGCCUACUCCUGGUCGUUUUGGAUGGUAAGGCAUAUGGCUGUGAGGCAGUAGCCAGGCUGAUAGCUGAGAACCACGCCCAUCUCAAUGGGAAGGACAAUCUGGGCCAAGGCCCGCUAGCUCUGGCUGCUAUGAGCAGAAGAUAUGGUGUUGAGGCAAACGCCAAGGUGCUGCUUGACUAUGGAGCGAAAAAUGAAUUCAACCAAACUCCGCUGCUGCUGGCAUCACUACAUGGGCUGUGUGCAGUAGCGAAGGUUUUGGUGACGAUGGGCGCUGACCUUGAAGCGGCUCAAAGCACACCCGCCAGCGUUGACUGCAAGAGUGAUAAUGUACUUUGUAGGCUCAUUAUUGGCAUCGGCAUACUAGCAAACGCAAAACUCAAACCCGCAACGGACUCUCAAACUUUGGGCGCCAAGAAAGACAAAGAAACACGACACCCCGCGCAGCCUCCGAUAGCUACGAACGACCAACACAACUCGUUUGAGAAGUACUUCCGAAUCAAAGCAGGGAGACGAGGAGAGAGAAGAAAAAAGGCCGACAAAAUGUCCGCUUCACCACCUCCAGACGCAGACGCCGAAUCUCGGCUGUCGGAUCCAGCCCAAGCCCAGCCCUUACAAGCAACAGAGCAGCAGCUCAAAGCCCGCGCCGAGGGCGUCUCGAUUGAGGACUACCUCCUCCCGCGCUCCAUAACACUCCGCCUCGCAAAAUCCGUCCUGCCGCCGAAUACAUCCGUGCAGAAGGACGCCGUGCUUGCAAUCCAGAAGGCCGCGACCGUGUUUGUCUCUUAUCUAUCGUCGCACGCCAACGAAGCAACCCUAAAACGCACCGUCUCCCCCGCCGACGUCCUGGCCGCGCUAUCGGAGCUGGAAUUCGAGGGGUUCCGCCCGCGCCUCGAGAAGGAGCUGGAUAAGUAUACGGAUCUCAAGGCUGCGAAGAGGAAGCCGAGGAAGAGCGGGGAUGCUGGGACUACCGGUGAGACGGGCGGUGGGGCGAGUGCUACGGAUGGGACCGGCAAGGAUGGGGAUGCGGAGAUGAAGGGGGUGGAGGGUGAGGUUGUGAGGGGCGCGAAGGCGAAGAGGGUUAAGCGGGAUGGGGAGGGGGAGGGUGAGAUGGAAGAUCAUGAGGACGAUGAGGGUGAGGAUGUGGUGGAGGCGGAUGAGAUUGAGGAGGAGCAUGAGGAGGAUGGUGAUGCUACGGAGGAUGAAGAGGAGGAGGAAGACGAAGAGGAAGAGACGAGGGAAGACGAGGACAUUGAUCGGGUGGAAGAUCUAGACCGCGGCGCGCGGGCACGGCGGAUGGUCGAUCCCGAUGCGGCGGGCGACAGUGAUAGUGACGAUGAAGGGCCAGGGGGCCAAUUACGAGGGGAUCUAGGGCUGGGAUAG
Molecule: messenger RNA, 1425 nt
Organism: Aspergillus mulundensis
Lineage: Eukaryota; Fungi; Ascomycota; Eurotiomycetes; Eurotiales; Aspergillaceae
Gene: cbfA
Product: putative CBF/NF-Y family transcription factor
Exons: 4
Coding region: 1-1425 (474 amino acids)
Biological process (GO): heterochromatin formation; DNA damage response; leading strand elongation
Cellular component (GO): epsilon DNA polymerase complex; CHRAC
Molecular function (GO): protein heterodimerization activity; chromatin DNA binding
Source: RefSeq, a predicted model, not a curated record